This is a messenger RNA of Paramecium tetraurelia, 895 nucleotides long. RefSeq lists its product as uncharacterized. The transcript has 5 exons. NCBI's taxonomy places the organism in Eukaryota, Ciliophora, Oligohymenophorea, Peniculida, Parameciidae. Gene Ontology annotation, biological process: DNA-templated transcription initiation. The record is from RefSeq and is a predicted model, not a curated record. Gene Ontology annotation, molecular function: RNA polymerase II general transcription initiation factor activity; DNA binding.
UUCCUCAAUGCCUUCGGAGAACACUUAGGUAACUUAACCCUAUUUUAAUACUAAAAUUACGAUUAUAUUAUCUCAAUAUCACUUGACAUUAUAUUUUUUUUUAGAUUUCUAAAAAAUCAAAACAUAUUAAGAAAAACAAGACAGAUGUUCAUGAAUAUACUGAGGAAAAGAAGAAGGAAAUUGAAAAAGAAUACUCACAAAUAAAAAAAAGCCAUCAAUUACAAGAGUCAUAUGAACCCAAGAUCUAGAAUGUGGUCAGCACAGUGAUCCUGAAAAUGAAGACCAAGACAGGAGAAGAUAUUGAUAAACUGGAUUUGGACAAUCUGGCUCACACAUCUCAAAAUUGUGAAUACAAAAAAAGUCGAUUUCCUGCUCUGAUUCAGAGAAUAAAAGAUCCUAAGUCAACUGCCCUGAUAUUUGAAGCUGGUAAGAUGGUGAUAACAGGUACCAAAGGUUAGAAUGAGGCAGAAGAAGCUGCUAAUAAAUUUAAAAAACAGAUAGAGAAGAACAACAGGAUUAGUAUACAAAUAGGCGAUAUAUAAACAAGUAACAUAGUAGCCAACAGCCAAUUGCCUUAUGAAGUAAAUCUGAUGAAAAUAAAUGAUGACAGAAGUUUACAAGGAUCUAUCAGCUAUGAUCGAUCAGCAUUCCCUGGAUUGAUUUAUAAGAUGUAAAAUCCUAAACUUGCUGCCCUCAUCUUCUAUUCAGGAAAGAUAGUCUUCACAGGGGCAAAAAAUGAAACUUAAAUCAAAGAUGCCUCAUUGGUCUUAUUAUUCAAGAUCCUCAAAAAACACUAAUAAGAAAAAAACAAUAAAUGAAAGAUAAGAAUUAUUGAAUAUUUUUGUGUUGUUUACAUAACUACGUUUUUAAUAUUUUAGUAAUAUUCACUAUAAAA